AUGAGCGCGGCAGUUGCGGCGUCUGAGGCCGGCGACGCCCCCUCGGCGAGCGCGCGACGCAAGUCCGGACGCGUGACGAAGAAGCCCGAAAAGUUCACGCCGGGCGCCAGUCCCACGGGAAGCAGCAAGAGGAAGCGUGGCGACGACAACGACAACGACAACGACAACGACAACGACAGCGACAGCGGACCAGACGCGGACGAAACAUCGUCGGAAGAGGACGACGAGAGCACCGAGGGCGAGCCAGACGAAGAGGAACUGAGGGAGCGGCGGCGCAGGACCAAGGGCAAAACGCCUGCAAAACGCCCCGCGCCGAAGAAGGCAAAGACCAAUGGAAAGAGCGUCACGCUGGCGAUGCGCCCCGCCACAGGCGCGCCCAGGAAAGCAAGCCGGCCGCGCAAAGCACCUGUGCGCAAGAGCAUUCUGGCUGCACACGAGACGGAAGGGCUCUACGUCGACGUCUUUGCCAGCGGCGACCGCCUCGAGGACAUCACGGCGCGCUGGAUCGCGCGAUUCAACGAGCACGAGGCGCAAGCCGUCGCCGAGAUUGUCAACUUCGUACUGCGCGCCGCCGGUUGCAGCCUGCGCAUCGACGAAGACGACAUCGCCGACCCGGACAACGCGCCGAGUCGCGUCGCAGAGCUCCAGGAAGAGUUCCAGGCGCAAGACGUGACCGAAUAUCCGCUCAUCGCCAAAGCAAAGGACGGCGGCGGCCAGGCGUUCAGACACGCCUUGCACCGCUUCUUCCUCACGCUCGUCCAGAGCAUCGCCCAGUCCGGACUCAUGUACGAGCACCAGGAGCUGCUCGAGAACACGGCCGUCUGGAUUGGCGCCAUGUCCUCGAGUGGCAACCGGCCCUUCCGGCACACGGCUACAGUCGCAGCAUUGGCCAUUACCACAGCGCUCGCCUCGGCAGCCGCAGACAUUGUCGAAAACACAGCGAAAAAGAUGCGGCAAAGCGAGUCUGAAGCGAACAAGUCGCGCGUCAACAAAGCUCGUGUCUCUGCAGCAAACCAGGAGGUCGACGACUACAACGCGAAGCUCGAGGCCGUCGACGGCGCACUCAAUGACUGGUUCAGUCUGGUGUACGUCCACCGAUACCGCGACGUGGACCCCCACAUCAGAGUGGACUGCGUUGGAGCGCUGGCAGACUGGAUCAUCACAUACCCAGACAAGUUCUUCGACGGCAGCCAUCUGCGCUACCUUGGCUGGGUCCUCUCAGAUCCAAACUCACCUACACGCGUCGAGGUGCUGCACCAGCUGGCGAGGCUGUUCGGUGACAAAGACAAGCUCGCUGGACUGAAGACGUUUACAGAACGCUUCCGAUCCCGAAUCGUUGAAAUUGCGACUCGAGACGCUGAGAACAAUGUGCGUGCCGCGGCUGUCGACCUGCUAGAUAUCCUGCGUGAGGCUGGCUUCCUCGAGCCAGACGACAUUGACUCGGUCGGCAAGCUCAUCUUCGAUACCGAUACCAAGGUGCGCAAGUCGGUCGUGGGCUUCUUUGCUGAGAACGUCAACGCUGCCUACGAGGCCAUUGUCGACGAUAUGGGAGGCCAAGAAGCUCUCGACGAAGCGUUGGGAUCACCAGAGGACGAAGAAGAUGAGUAUCAGAACCCUCGACUGGAGUGGCUGAAGCUCAAGUGUCUCGUUGACCAGCUUCUAUCGUAUGAUGAGGACGACGUAGAGCUACCAACUCAGAUUGAGCGCAUCUCACAUGCAAGUGCAGAACUAGGGUUGGUCGCUGCUGGUGUCGAGUCGCGGUACUCACUAGCUGCUCAGGCGCUGUACGAGGCCGUUCCUGAGAUGAGAUCGUGGGAAGUGUUGGCGGGUUACCUUCUCUACGAUCACACACAAACGGCACAGAACGGCGCCGGCGAUGAUGCAGAGGCCAUGUUACGACAAAACUGCCAGCUUGAGGAGAAGCACGAGACCGUACUACUGGACAUCUUGAACGCUGUCGUUCGUCUUCGGUUGCAGCGUCUUGCAGUAGCACAGACAGACAGAAAGAGGACGAAAGCUCAGCGCGAGAGCGACCAGGAAGAGCAGGCAGAGAUGGCGAGGAAACUCACAUUGCUCAUCCCCGAUCUGCUGAAGAAGUUUGGUGCGCUGCCCGAGGCUGCAGCACUGUGUCUCCGUCUUGAGCGUGAGCUCAGUCUGGAUGUCUUCCAAGAGCUGCGACAGAACGCAGCCUUGACCGCAUUACUGGACGAUAUCAACAAGCAGUUCCUGACACACCACAACGAGCGCGUCCUAAUAGAAGCUGUUGGCUCCAUAUUGCAUGCUCAGGAGAAUGACGAGCUCAAGGAAGUAAUCCGCCUCAAGAUCCAAGCGUUGUGGGAUGAUCUGAUCAACACGUUCGACGCACUCCGGCGCGGCAAAGAUCUUUCAGCACGAGGUAACCUCGGUGAAAACAUCCUAGCCGGUGUUUCGAACAUUGUCUUGAAGAUUGCGCAGCUGAGCAAGGCUUCUGAUGCUGCGGUGCUCGACCAGAUUAUUGUGCCUGCCAACUCGAGAAGCAAAUCCAAGAAGGCUGCCCCGGACGCACCGCCAAUUGUAUCCAUCUUACAGAUAUUAGACCGCGGCCUGCCCUCGGACGAUCUAGACGCCGACACAAACGAAGCCGAGGACACGCUCGUCCGCCACGCUAUGUCACUGAUGCUCACAUACUUUGCGUGGAAGUGUCGGGAAUGCUUGGUUCAUAUCGAAGAGGGCACGGCGAUGCCGGAUGACGAGCUCACCACCCUGGUCGGGCGACGGGAUACGUGCUUACGAUCUCUCAUGGCCAUGCUUGAGAAUCGCAAGGGCGCCGACGAGGUGCGUCUCGAGGCUGCCAACCUGCUUCUUGAUAUCUACAACAUGUUCCGCUCGCUUCAGACCAAGAAGUCGAAGCUCAGCGUCACGCCAAAGAAGGCACAAGGCCGUGUCUCCAGAGGGGAUGAGGAUGACACGAGCGACGACUGGGAAGCUCUCGCUCAAGACAUCGAUACCCCGACUGUCAAGAUCCUGAUGCAGAUCCUCACCGCAACGGAGAACAACCUCGCCAAGCUCGCCAACAAGCGUCUUGAAGAGCCCGACGUGGACGAUGAUCCCAUUGACCCUGACGACGAGCCCGAGUCGGACGAUGAAGAAUCAGAAGACACACGCACUCAAGAAGACAAGCAGGUCCGCCUUCUCAUGGCGGAAGAGCGUCUCUGCGUGUUUGGUGGGCGCAUUGUGCACGCCUUCCUAGCGGGCAGCUUGGGUGGUGAGGUGGGCGAGGCGGCCAAGAAGCGGAUGGAGAGGAACAAGGCAAACUUGACGCCGACGUGGAGGGAGGUCGUCAACCACCUCGAUGUAUCCAGGACUGUGAAGAAGGCGAGCAAGAAGGCACCCGUCAAGCCAGCGGCGAAGGCGGGCAGGAGCGAGGAGAUUGUAAUUGAGAGCGACGAGGAAGAGGAAGAAGAGGUGGAGGUGCCCGGUGACGAGAUCGAGGAUGAGGAGAUGGCGGAUGCGGAGCCGGACGAGCAAGGCAAUGAUGGCGAUGAGAAUGGUGAGGCUGGAGGAGAUGCUGACGAAGAGAGCAUCCUCGGUGACUGA
This is a messenger RNA of Ascochyta rabiei, 3576 nucleotides long. Its product is annotated as cohesin complex subunit. The coding region runs from base 1 to 3576 and encodes 1191 amino acids. The transcript is spliced from 2 exons. The record is from RefSeq and is a predicted model, not a curated record. Gene Ontology annotation, molecular function: chromatin binding. Lineage: Eukaryota; Fungi; Ascomycota; Dothideomycetes; Pleosporales; Didymellaceae. Gene Ontology annotation, cellular component: nucleus; chromatin; cohesin complex. Gene Ontology annotation, biological process: sister chromatid cohesion.